Messenger RNA from Pygocentrus nattereri (red-bellied piranha), 4944 nucleotides. RefSeq names its product TNFAIP3-interacting protein 1-like. NCBI's taxonomy places the organism in Eukaryota, Metazoa, Chordata, Actinopteri, Characiformes, Serrasalmidae. The record is from RefSeq and is a predicted model, not a curated record. The transcript is spliced from 11 exons. Bases 2113 to 2862 code for a protein of 249 amino acids. Gene Ontology annotation, biological process: cellular response to lipopolysaccharide; regulation of transcription by RNA polymerase II.
UCCUGCAAAGGGUACUUUGUGUGUUCAUGGUUUCAUGAGUGUCCAUAGAACCAUUUUCUUUACUAAAGAACCCUACUAAAUGUUUUUGUCCAUAAUCUAAGUUCAACAGUAGCUGCAAAAUGUAAUUAGAUCUCUAAAAUGAUAAUCAGGUAGUUCUCCGUUUUGCACGUUCUACUGUGAUAAUUUAGAGAUCAUGACGAGCUGAACUGCACAUGAAAAGCCGUGAAAAGCUGAUGCCUGAUGCAUCUGCAUCUCCAUCAUCGCUAGUGGUGUUGCUCUACACUGCCAAUUUGCCAGAGAGAUGCCACUUUUCAUUCACUGUGUGAUCUGACAUGCCCCAACAGAUCUGAGCAGCAAGGGGGAGCAUUUAUCUAUCACUUUGUAUUAAUUUAUACACUGAUCAGCCAGAACAUUAUGACCACCCCCUUGUUUCUACAGCUCAUUGUUCAUUUUAUCAGCUCCACUUACUAUGUAGGUGCACUUUGUAGUUCUACAAUUACAGACUGUAGUCCAUUUGUUCCUCUGCAUAUUUUGUUGCCCUGUUCUUUAGUGCCCCAUGGACCCUCACAGAGCAGGUACUACAACAGAAUGGUGGAUAGUUCUUACCACUGAUCCACCUUAUUUAGCUAACUUACCCAUUAUACAAAGCAGCAAGGUAGCUACCAGAGUGAAUAAAUGAUCUGGCUAGGUAAAAUAAUGUCAUAAAAGGUAACUUUGUGCAUUAAUUUCAGAAACACUGAGGGUGACUGCACUGAGACAGUGGCAGCGCAUAGAGACAGAGAGACAACAGUAAAUAGAGAAUGUUUCCAAUGAUUAUACUACAGUAAAUACAUACUGAGACAUUAAUAGGUUAGAGCCUUUUCUUUUUUCAAACUGCUUUCCUCCCUUAAAAUAUUUUUAUCAUGUUGUCAUACUGCUUUUUUUAAAUAUACAUUUAGUGAACAGAGAAUAAAAAAUUUCCCAUUAGAUUAAAUUCUCAGACUGAUGUACUGCUGUAGAUUCAUACUCUGACAUUAACCUGCUCUGAUGCUUGUUUCUUGAUAUUCUUCAUGAUAUAUAAUGUGGCUCUUAGAAUUCUGAACUUUGAAGAGAAAUCUCCUCUCAGUAUUGUGACAAUUUUUAUGAUAAUAAAAUACCACAAUAUUGCCCACCCCUAUAUUAAAGUAUUAAAGUUAAUCGUUCUGCAAAACAGUUUUGCUAAAGGGAAAUCGUUUGUAAAUAUCUCAAAACCUAUUUUCCCUUAAAAAACCAGACCGAUUGUUUUCUUUUGCUUAUAACUACAUAUUUGUUAAUAUGAUGUCAGUGGGACACGCAUGGCACCUCAGUCGUGGAGUCGCCUAAAUAUACUUUUGUACUUUUAUACUACAAUUAAAUAUCGAACUUUUAUUUGAGCACAUAAAACUGAACACAUGCAAAUAGAGGAACUAUGGAACUGGCCCACCUCUAUAAGGAACAGGUCGUGAUAGUAACUGUGAUAAUAAACCAAAGUCCUGCUAAGUCGUGGAAUUCAUUCUUGCAUUCAUUCCAUUCCUAUCGGUCACACUGUAAAAGACACAGUAGUUUUGCUUUCCUGGUUUACGAGCUCGUGAGUCAGCGACCACCUACAGCGGUCUUUCCCGCAGCCUGCUUACACGUACAGGGCGUGUUUUAACUUCAUCACGUUUCUCAGCUCCCUCCCUUGCUCUGUAAGCCGGAGUGUGUUAGUGUUUCUUCUGGGGGGUCUUCGGCGUCAUCUGUGUCAUUUACUGGCAUGCGCCGCUCGGAAUGUUAAAAUGUGGUGAAGGCCUGUUAGUUGGGCGCGCCCACGCUCACUCCAGGCUCGCGGGAACGCGCGUGCGUUUCUCUUCCCACGCGAAGCCCUUGUUGUGUUUUUUACCCUACCCGUUAUCCGGCAGACUCCGUCCCUUCGUGGUACGAUUGGCUAAUCGGUCCUGUUCGCCAGCGGUCUGAGUCCCUCCGUAUUUAAAGCCACACUGCGGUGGAUGCAGACCACCAGAACUCUCCAGGCAAAGUACUGAACACGCCAAGGUACACAGGCCCCCAAACCGAAACGGCAACCUUCAGUAGUGCUGUCUACCACAGAGGAGCAGAGUGGAGUAGAACGAGGGAGCCAUGGAUGGACAGCAUUCAGACAGAUGUGAUAGUAAAGAGCUUGACAUUCAUCCAGGGUUUAGGAUUAAAAUGGGCUUUCCUACCCACAAUCCAUCAGAUCAUGACACACCACACACACCUGAUUCACAGGUGUUAGAACUGAGCGUGCUUAAUUUACACAUCAAGCUUUCAGACCUAAGGAGGACAAAUCAAGAGCUGCUCUACGUAAAUAAGAAAUGGGCCGAACAGUACAAUAGCCUGAGACUGCAUUUUGAACACCAGGUAACUGAACUGAACAGAAGGUUGCAAAACUAUGAGCAGAGAAAAGAAGAGAAAGAGAAAAGGAUGGAGGACUUCUCUUCUCUUACAGAUAAAACUAAAGAGAGCACCCAGGAGACUGAGCUGAAAUCCCGCCUUCAGAAGGCAGACAGCGAGAUAGAGAGGGUGAGGAUGCAGUGUGACACUCUGACCAGCAGAGGACAGCAGCAAGAGGAAGAAAUCAGGAGACUGAAUAAGGUCCUGCAGAGGGCGCAGAAGAGUUUGGCAGUGCAGCAAGAGAGCAAACAGACAGAGGAGACCAUCUGGAAACAUCAGGCACAAGUGUAUAAAGAGGACUUCUUAAAAGAGAGGAAAGACAGGGACAAGUUAAAGGAGAAGUAUGCAGAGCUGGAGAAGAAAUACAAGAAAAUCCAUGCAGACCUACAUGUUUACAAAGCACAGGUACAGUGGGCUACAACAACCCCCUCUACAGGCCCCUCACCACACACGUGACCCAUGUGACCCUUUAGCUGAGUCACAUUCAGCUACACCACAAAAAGGGCACUUUAUUCAUGGCUUGCCCUAAGCUGUGGCUAUUUUCUCUACAUCUACACAUAGAAAUGUGCAAAUGUGUUUCCAGCCUUUUAUUAGUGUAUAUAUCCUGUACUAUUAUUUAAGCCCAUAAAUAAAAUAAUGAAAAUAGAUUAAAUUAUAUAAAGUCAAUAAAGUUAUGUCCACCAUUACUGGUUGCAUAUUUAGGCCCAGCCUUUCCAACAGUUCAGUGAACACAGAUGUAUUUUCAAGAAUAUUCUCAUGAAAUGUAAAGCUGACUGUAAAUUCUUCACACUGACCCUACUGAAUACAAUUAACAACUAAUGCUGUGGUGCCAAUUUGUGUUGGGAAGUUCAACUUUAUUUGAGAUUAAGUACUUUUUACAUCUUAAUUUGGACCCUAAACACAAAAGUGGUAAAAACAGUAGCUAGUUUGAGACAUUUCAUUAAUUAUGCUAUGAAAGGGUCCAAGAUGAGUUUUAAAUGGAUGUAGUCAAACUACUCAUAUAAGCCUUUCUAUACUUUGAGUACAUGAUAUUUCAAAUGUAACCUAUUAAUUCCAGCCUUAUUGCAUGCAGUCUGAAGUGGCUAAGACCUUUUCAACUAAUGAUGUUACUAACAUUAAUUUAUUUUCCUGCCCUUUGUUUGUUACUAUUUGUUGCUUUAUUUGCAUUUUUGGUUGUUGCUUUUUUUGCUGCUCUUUACCCACUGACACAGCCUGAUGUCUGAGUAGUAAAUGUAUUUUCACCUAAUUCUAAAAGAUAAAGUCAUGACAUAAGCUAACAUACUAAGGAUGUUUACUGGCCAGAGGGAGUUCCUGCAUAUCUACCAGCCACUACACACACCACUAGCAACUAGCCAGCUGGAUUAAGAUCUGAAUGGAUGAUGUGUUACUUAACUCUUUCAUGUCCAUACCUGAUGUUUCAAAUCAAUCCCUGUGGCUAAAACAUUUUAUGACAUAAUUUGCCAUAUUAAAUCUAGUCUUUUGUUCACAUGGGACUACUUGUAUAACAAAACAAUAAAGAUGUUUUGAUUGUGAAUAAAAAAAUGAAAAUGACAUGUUACUACUAUUAAAACUAUUACUGCUAUUUAAGUGGACACUGUUAGCUGUUAAAGCUUCACUAUAUAAGUUUUGGGGAUUUGAUGACUUCUCUGGUGGAAAUAUGUAAUUGCAUGCAUGUGGGAUUCUGCUUUAACCCCUUCCUCAAGUGGAUGAAUCUGUUGAUUGCACAUGCAUUGAAUGGGUAUUCAAAGAGAAUUCUGUAAAAACAUCUGGAAGGACAUGUCGUCUGAGGAUGUAAGUGAAUUAUCUGCUUUUAUCACUCCUUCAUCAGUUUAAUGCUUUUUUUUGCAUUUGAGCUCUAAAGACUAAACUUAAGCCUGUCAAGUUAAUACAAAAAGAUAUAUGACAUGGUCUGAAAAACUUUUAAAAUACUAUUUCAGGCUUUACUGAGUGACUUGCAGCAGCACAUGGACACUAUAUUUUAGCAUGUUUUUUUUUUUCUCCUGACUCAGUAAUGCCUCUUGUUUUAAGUUUGAACAAAAAUACCUUGAUCAGCUUUAAUCUGGGGAAUAACUGCAUAAAAUGUAUAAUGUUAAACCAACUACAACAAAAUCUGUAACAUUUUUCCAUGUUGUAAGGGGGGUGGCCAUGUAGAGUGGCCACUGCACCUCCAGGGGCUCUGUUGAAACUCUGUGGGGUUACUGGGACAGCUGACCCUUGAAUGGGGGCUAUGGAGUGUGCCGCUACUGGCUCAUGCUGUUGAGGGAGCAUGGGAGGCCUUGCCAUACAUAGCGGCCACGCACACACUUGCUCUCUGGAAGUGACUCAUUUACAAUAAAUGUCUAGCAAAGACUUAUUGUAAAUAAAAUGCUGUUGUUAGCUUAAAGAUGUGCACAUGUGUCAUUCUGCAUCAGGUAGUUUGCAUGGGUUGCUGUCUACCAUGAAGGAUGGUUGUGAAUGGUUAGAUGUGACCAUUUCAGCAGUGCUGAGUGGCAGUUCUACCAUAAUGCAUGCUCAAUUAAAGAGUGUUCACCUUUAAAA